CCUCCGAGCCGAGACCUUAAAACAUUCAAGUUACUUCGCAACAUACAAAUGGCAAACUUUAACGUACGUUUGAAAGAACACAUCUUUUUACUUCUAUAUACAUUUCUUAGUUGAAGAAACAUUUUUGUAAACAGUACAUAAAGUCCAUAUGUGUAAAAACAUGCCACUGCAACUGCAGCUGCAACAGUUACUUUUCUGUUUCUUAUAUGGCCUGUUUUAACCUCAGUCUCACAUUCAACAACUCAGCAUGUUCAUGCAUUUCUGACUACGUAACAACACUUCUUCUGCAGAUCCCGUGUGUCUUAUACGUACAAUAUCCUAUCUCUUCCCAUCAGUUUACUCCUAGUUAAACGGAUCGUUUCAAUUCAAGCUCCGCCAAUUUUCGAGUCAGUCAUAGCUAGUAUUUUCGAGAGCUAAAAUUAUGAAACGAUAACAAUAAGAUCGCAUUUUUGUCAACUUUUCUUAUAUGGCCAUAUUGAUUUCAUUUGAUUAUGGAUUACAUCCGCUCGCCCGUUAAUUUCAUCAGUUUAAAAAGAAAAGAGCUUUCGACCAGAAUGCAACCAGAAUGUACAAAGCAGCUGUAAGAUGAGCGCAUAUAUGCCGUAAUAAUAAGAAUAUCGGAAAACGGAUAGAUCUAGUAAUAUCAUAGAUUAACGAAAUAAAUUCUAAAGCCAAAGAGAUAAAUAGAUAAAUAGAUAAAAGAGGAAGAUGUGAAAUGAUAUUAUAAGAAUGCAAAAUAUACCACACUGAUAAGUCAUUGUUCAACCUUUCUGACUACUUACUAACUUAUAGAUUAUAUAUGAAGGCAGUUUUUAAAGGUUCUGUUCUAUCUUACUUGAUAAACGUACUAGAUAUUGCAAAAACACGUGUCACGAGACUGAGCUGGAUCCGUACAUCAGAUUUACUAGCGCAUAGCCUGAGCAUCAAUCUGGUUAUUUUACUGAGGCUCCCAUACUCCCCCCUCACUAACCAGCCUGGUUAGUUUACCGGAGCUCCCAUACUCCUCCACCAACCAGGCUGAUACCCAGGCUACAGAUUUACAGGAUAUGGACUUGGGACAAGCGUUAUAUUUAGAACGUUAACGUUCACGUCAUCAAGCCGACAACAUGGACAGUAGCUGCUAGUCGCCGCGCUGCAAGAUUGGUGGACGUCUAAAUGGUCUAAGACUUACGUACGUAAAUAAGAGGCCGGCUCUGUUACGUAUACGUUUUUUGGUGUUAUUUCAGUCCAAUAAGGAGAGAUAUGAAAGGACAGCAUCCUUAUUUACAGCAGGACCUGCACCGUAAGAUUCUGCCAUACAGAUUCGAGACGCAAUGGCCGGUUACGUAAUGAAUGACGUCAGCUGUGCCGAAAGGAGCAGCAACAUACUCCACGUCUUCAACAGCGCGGGAGAACUCUUCCUCGAACACAGGGAGCAUUUCUCGAAGGUGUCGUCCGCAUUAAAGGAAGAAAACGCGCGCGUGUCCCUCAACGGAGAGAGAUGUGCGUGUGAAAACAAGACAUGUUGCCAUGGAAACGAGUUAAGCGUUUUAAACGAGUGGAGAGCGACGGGAACCGCGUGUGACGUCAUACUGUGUGCUGAGGAGGAGGAGUUUCCUUGCCACAGGGCCGUCCUGGCGGCAAGCAGCUUGUACUUUCGGCUCCUCCUCCUGGGCGAUUUCAGAGAACGUCUUGAGGAGAAGGUGCGUCUUGAAGACGUCACACCAGGCACCUUACGUCUCCUGCUUGACUAUUCCUACACGGGGAGGAUACGGAUAACAGCUGACAAUGUGGAAGAUUUGGUCCACGCCUCCGGACUGCUGCAGUUCCCAGACGUAACGGACGCCUGCUGUAGGUACCUGACACACAACUUACGGCCGGACAACUGCGUACAGGUGAUGAAGCUUGCUGAAGACUACUUCCUUACGGAGCUGUCUGAAUAUGUGAAGAAGUUCGCCUUUGAGAACCUCCCUGCCAUCUUUGUGACCAGUGACUUUGCUCAGGGCAGCCUGAGGGACGACCAGAACGUGCUGAAGCUACUGAAACAGGCCAUGUCCGUGGCACGGGACAGGUGUUCAUGUCUACAAUAGGCAGAUACGGACUUCACCUUUUCAUGAACUGUUCACCAGUGAACAGCUGAUAAGAGCAACUUAUGAAGUAGUCUCCUAUAGUGCGAAGUCAUUUGGCUUGGGAUGUUUAAGAUUUUCAUGAAAAGUUUCCUAGCUAUGAAGCUUGAUAAAAGUUUUACUACUACAUGUGUAUCAUCCUUUUUUACCCGGUUGUUUUCCUACCAUUUCAUUUCUACUUAAUAAAACAAAUUGAGAAUCA
Messenger RNA from Branchiostoma floridae (Florida lancelet), 2307 nucleotides. Its product is annotated as kelch-like protein 21. The coding region runs from base 1314 to 2069 and encodes 251 amino acids. Lineage: Eukaryota; Metazoa; Chordata; Leptocardii; Amphioxiformes; Branchiostomatidae. The transcript has 3 exons. The record is from RefSeq and is a predicted model, not a curated record. Gene Ontology annotation, molecular function: protein binding.